UAGGGAUACUUGUCAAAACAUUCUAUACAACACAAAUGUGAAUCAUUCCAAAAAUGAACAAAAACUCUAGUCUUAUAUUAUUUACCAUCUUUUGGGUCUUAUUCGGCGCAAUUGGCUGGAUGGUGGCUGCUUUCUUUAAGGAGAGGACCCUUAUACGUUGUUGCAUCUUACUAACCGCCGCCUGUUGCUGGCUCGUCUGGCUGGUUACCUUCCUAAUGCAGAUGAAUCCCCUGGUUGGGCCACGCGUUGGUCAAUUGAAUAUUUUGGGAAUGAUAUCAUACUGGGAGACCUCUUACAUGCACAAUGAACCGGACCCAUAGCCAAGCGCACUUUCCAGCAAUGUUUUCCUUCAUGCGAAUAGCCGGCUUAAUUGCCUUUCAAUUAAGUUAUAAUGCAGAUAAUUUAAGUAAAUUAUAUUAGCGCCUCGUUAUGUUAAUAUCAACAAUAACAUUGCUGAACUUGAGCAUUGGCCUAUAUUGUCACCUGUUGAGCCUAUUGUUGUUGUAAUGUUAUCAGUAGAGUUCCAAAAAACUCUAAUUUCCAAAGAUAUAAUAUAAUACAUUUUCCUAAAACACAAGCAA
Messenger RNA from Drosophila virilis, 581 nucleotides. RefSeq names its product Vacuolar H[+] ATPase M9.7 subunit d (gene VhaM9.7-d). Gene Ontology annotation, cellular component: plasma membrane proton-transporting V-type ATPase complex; proton-transporting V-type ATPase, V0 domain. Gene Ontology annotation, biological process: proton transmembrane transport. The record is from RefSeq and is a predicted model, not a curated record. Gene Ontology annotation, molecular function: proton-transporting ATPase activity, rotational mechanism. Lineage: Eukaryota; Metazoa; Arthropoda; Insecta; Diptera; Drosophilidae.